This is a messenger RNA of Asterias rubens (European starfish), 2207 nucleotides long. Its product is annotated as protein SSUH2 homolog. The record is from RefSeq and is a predicted model, not a curated record. Bases 252 to 1607 code for a protein of 451 amino acids. Lineage: Eukaryota; Metazoa; Echinodermata; Asteroidea; Forcipulatida; Asteriidae. The transcript is spliced from 13 exons.
UGUAGUGUGAUACGCUCAAUUAAAACUAUACAUGUUCAUGUUUAUCAGCAGAAGAUAAAAUAUUUUUUGAAAUGGGUCUGACUGAUACGCCUUAUUUAUAACUCGGACUGGCAGAUAGCCCUAUUCUAGGAUAUACUAUACGUUGGUAUGUAGGAAAAAACAAGAGCUUUUAACUACCAGUACUCUAUAAUACGUGCAGCUGGUGUUAAUGUCAUUGAAGAACUUGUAGUUGGUUGUUUCGUCUGGAAUAAAUGGCAGGGUUUACACAAAUAGCUUCAACGUCAUCUCUACCACCGGUUGAGUCGACAGGAUCGCCUCACGGGAAUCAAGUUCCCCUUGCGCAGAAUGUCCAGUCGCCCUCCCAAUCAUUGCCACAAGCCCCGCCCAUGUACAUGCAAACUGCACAGUUGCCUCUUGUUGCAUCCGGGGACUUGUCCAGACCUGGAAUGGACCAAUCAAUACCUUGGAGAGCGCCCUCUGGCGAGACAGAUUCUCCAUCCUACACUUGGCCCGACGCUCCGAGGGCAGACGUGGAGGACAACGAGAAGGUGCGGGAACCAGCGUAUAAAAUGACGCAGGCCAUAACGAAAAUCGACGGCUAUGAGAACACGAGUACCAUGGAGAGCAAACCUGCUGAAAGGCCUCACUUGCACAUACCACAAAACCAACCGAGGGGAUACAAAUCUGCUUGCAGGGACAUCCCUGACGCGGAAGCGAAACAUGCACUGGUUGACCUGACUGCCCAGCACUGUUGCUUCGGGAAACGAACGGCUAAAGAGAUGGAAAUAAGUAAGAUCGAGUAUUCAUCUGCCACUAAAUACACCUUGGAGACAUUUGUGGAAAGUCGGACAACUAAGCGAGCCUUCAUACCAUACAAAGGUCAAAACAUAGAUAGUCCAAGAGAGGGCGCCCCACCCGCUCUUUGGGACGUACCGAACCCUUUCAGUGCGACUUUGAAACCCAGCGUUACAAAAGUGAGAGUGCCACACAGCUCGACUGUCGAGACGUGUUUUGCUUGCACUGGACGUGGCUUUAACAAAUGCUUUAGGUGUAAAGGUCGAGGAAGGACCAAAUGUAAACACUGCAAGGCUACGGGUCACAAAAAGAAUGAAGACUGCGUGUACUGCCAUGGCAAAGGAGGACAGAGGUGUUUUCGGUGCAAUGGACAUGGUGUCAUAUCAUGCUCCAAAUGUGAAGCGUAUAAGCUGCUGGAAUUCUACAUCAUGCUGACUUCCACAUUUGACGUCAAAAGGGAUGAGUUCUUAUAUCAUACUGAGAAGCGGUUGCCUAGGAAACUAGUGACGAAAGGAGUUGAUGGGGUCACACUCUUUGAAGAAACCAAACAAUCGGUGGCGCCCUUGACUAACUUCUCAGUCGCUGAAGUGAACAGCCAAUCUGAAAAGUUUGCUGCAAAACACGGCAAAGUGAAAACAGAACGCAUCGUACAGCAGACGCACAAAGUGGUCGGGAUCCCAAUCGCCGAGGUCCAAUACACGUGGAAAGGCAAGGAGGGCAGAUACUGGAUCUAUGGCCAGCAGCCGCGCAAGGUCUAUGCACCAGACUACCCACAGCAGUGCUGUUGUAAAUGCAAAUGCUCCAUAUUGUAAAUAUCAUCGUCAAGGGACAGGUUUAUGUCGUCACCAUAAGUGACCGUGGCGUCAUCUUAAAGUAACCAUGACAUUACUACAUUAUGGUACUAUUAAAGCAGUUGCAGAAGGCACUUCAUGUGACAGGCACUUCAUGUACAAUAAUAGAGGUUUAGCUGCACGUUCCGCGUAAACGUGAACGUCGGAAAAUUGUGUCGUUAAAAUAUCACGUUUUUAGCAUACAUGAAGUUACCAUUUUUCACGUCAGGUACGUAUGUGCAUACAAACGUCAUACGUGAGCAUGAAAUAAGCCCAAAGUGGUGACGUCACCCAGAAACAACACAAUUUGUUGACGUUCACUCACGUUGUGCUCGCGUAACUUGCAGCUAAACCUCGCUAUUGUCACAAUGUCACAACGUCACGACAUCAAAGCACAGUCACAACAAAAUAUUCCAAUAAGUUUAACAACUUACUGGGUUUGUACACUUGACAAAACAAGGUGCGCACUAACCACAAACAUUGACUUAGGCCCUUUCUACAGAAGAGGAUCAGAGCAUACUGAUCGAAACGUCGAGUUGAAACCAACGGUUCCUUUCCGAACCUCCCCUUUCAUUUAAAGGC